UUUUGAGAAAAUAAAUAAACAAUGAAAAUUGAUGUAAAGCAUCGCACAAAUGCCAAAUGAGCUCAAUUGCUGGCAAGCAGGAAACUAGAAACUCAGCGAGAGAACGAGAGAGAGAGAGAGAGAGAGAAACAGGCAUAGAGAGUGUGAGUGUGCACAGUGGGACGAACAGCAUAGCAAAUGAAAUUGAAUUUUAGUUUGCUUUUAAAGAAUUUGAUUUUGCAAUUGUUGGAUUUGGCCCCACUGUGCGCUGUACGUUGCACUCAAAUGAAUUUAUUCAAAUAUACAAUUGCUCAAGUGGCUUGACGACUUUCUCAGAGCCCCGUCAAUGCAGAGCCAGAACUUGGCCAGCCAGCCGUCUAUACGAUCUGCAAACUGGUUUCAGUCUGGUUUGAAACCCUAAACGCUCAACAACAAACAACGCUCUGGCCUAAGCUAUAAAACUCUUUCGAAAAUAAAAACAAAAGCUGCUGCUGCUGGCCCCAAUAAACACAACGAUGAAUCAUCGCCGUCAACUGUGCCCGUUGCUGCUUUUCGUGAUCUGCUCUGCUGUGGGCCAACUGCAGGCGGCGGCCAUCAUCUGCUCUGGCGCUGGUGGCGCUGAGCUGGACGCCGCCGCUGCUGUGGCCGCCAAGGCAGCGGAUGGCAGCGAUGCCAGCGAUGCAAUGACAACGCCCAAGCCCAAGCCCAGCGAAGUGAAUCAGUUUUUGCACAGUGUGCAGUGCACGCUGGAGAAGGCCAAGCCCUGGAUCGAGGAUCUCGAGAAGGAGGCCAAGCGUCUGGAGGAGACUGCCAAGCGUGUGGGUCUCAGCAUUGUCCAUCGCUUUGGCAGCAUCAUGGACACAUUGCUGGGCGCUGCGGUCAACAGGCCUAGGCCCAUCAUCAGCAGCAACAGCAACAGCGACGACAGCAGCAGCAGCUGUUGCUCCAGCUCCAGCGCCAGUCCCAGCUCCACAGUCGCCAGUGAGAGCACAAGUGAGGCCAAGCCCAGCACCGAUUCGCCCAUCAAUAUCGUCACUGGCAAUGAGGCGGACAACGAGAUUAAAUAAGCACACAAUCAAUAUUAUAAACCAACCAUAACUACAAUACAUAAACAUAUACAUAUACAUAUUUAUUUUAUUAGCAGUUAGUAUUGAGAGCAUAAAU
Messenger RNA from Drosophila busckii, 1143 nucleotides. RefSeq lists its product as uncharacterized. NCBI's taxonomy places the organism in Eukaryota, Metazoa, Arthropoda, Insecta, Diptera, Drosophilidae. The record is from RefSeq and is a predicted model, not a curated record. Bases 495 to 1046 code for a protein of 183 amino acids. The transcript has a single exon.